Fusarium coffeatum is the source of this 1815-nucleotide messenger RNA. RefSeq lists its product as uncharacterized. The transcript has 3 exons. The record is from RefSeq and is a predicted model, not a curated record. The coding region runs from base 1 to 1815 and encodes 604 amino acids. Gene Ontology annotation, molecular function: protein binding. Lineage: Eukaryota; Fungi; Ascomycota; Sordariomycetes; Hypocreales; Nectriaceae.
AUGAACCACUCUCUGCGCACUUUCUUUCUGUUGGCAUGCUGUCUUAUAACAGCAUGUCUAGCUCAGAAUGAUCCAGCCAAGAACUUCUGCCGGAGAUGGGGUCAUCAGACGGCUGUCGUUGACCGGAAGCUCUAUAUCGAUGGGGGGAUGAUCAACUACGAGCGUUAUAAGGCCAAGCAGAACUAUACCAAUGACUUCUUCACGUACAAUGACCUCGACUCCGUAAACGAUGAGGAGAUGCCCAAGUUCCACAACGGCCUGUCCAAGAACGCUACGAUUCCCAACGUCGAGGGUGGUAUUCUGUGGGAGGACUCAGUCAACAAGCGUCUUUAUCUCUACGGCGGCGAAUAUGAAGAUACGCCAUCAGAACCGUUCACUCUCUACAGCUACGAUAUCCUCUUCGACGAAUGGCACGACAAAGGUUACCCUCCACCAUCGGUUCAGGCCGCCAGUUAUGGCGCUGGAGUCUCUGUUCCGUCACGAGGCGAGGCAUACUACUACGGCGGAUGGCUCAGUGACAAAUCCAUCUCAGAGUGGAGUGGUGACAGAGUGGCAUCGAGUGGAUUGAUCAAGUAUGAGAUGGACUCAAAUGAAUGGAGUAACAUGACCGGGCCCGAUGAUGUGGGAAGAGCAGAGGGAGCCAUGGUCUUCAUCCCAAUUGGAGACAGUGGGAUGUUGGUCUACUUCGGUGGUGGACAGGAUUUGAGCGGGAACGGAACGCUUUCACCCCAGCCGAUGGACGAGAUCCUUCUAUACGACGUAGCGAACUCAAAGUGGUAUACUCAGAAGGCGACUGGCAAUAUACCUGGCGACAGAAAGCGAUUUUGUGGUGGCGCAACUUGGGCAAAGGAUCGCUCAAGCUACAACAUUUACAUCUUUGGCGGUCGGGGCUUUCCGCCUCAGGAGACAGGCUACGACGACAUCUAUAUCCUCACCCUCCCCAGCUUCCAAUGGAUCCGCGGCCCAUACCCAGGCUACGACAACGGCACUGGGGAAUACCCCAAGAGCAUGAUGAGCUGCAAUGUGGUCGAAAACGCCCAGAUGCUUAUCAUUGGCGGUAGCUACGCCAACGCUUCAGACAGUAUAUGCGACGUGCCACCAAUUCAAGGCGCACAUAAUAUGAACUUUGGCAAGCAAAAUGAGGAGAACGCCAUGUGGGCGCGAUAUCAGACUAAGUUGACUACAUACGAAGUACCAACUGAGAUCAGAACCGCGGUUGGAGGCGGCAAGACUGGGGGUGCGACAAUGACAACGCCUGAGGGUGGAUUCGACGCUCCAGACUUGGAGAUUCUGAUGGAACGCACAGCCAAGAUGGGCACGAGAAGUGCAACACGCGCAACUUCCACAAGCACAGAAUCAUCAACCCCUUCGUCCGACAGUGAUUCAUCCGGCGGCCUCAGCACGGGAGCCAUAGCAGGAAUAGCAGUCGGCUGCAGUAUCGCUGGUAUCCUGGCCCUUUUCGGGUGCGGCUUUCUCUUCUGGCGUAGGCGAAAGCACUACAGCGGGCCUCGCGGCGUGGCGGCGCCACCAGCACAGAGUGAGACGCCAAUGGCAUACACUGCGACAAGUCCAGGCCAAUCAACGGUUGUGGGUGGCUGGGACCUGAACCACGUAUCAUCACCUGCAGGCACGGCUCCGUCUUACGGACAUGGUUACGCUACAUCGGAGCUUACAGGUCAACCUGGGUACAAGGCCAAUGAUGCACCGCCUGUUGAGUUGUCCGCUGACAGAGACGGUAAUGGUCACCAUGGAGGGUUCUCGCCUGUGUCUCAUCCUUCACCGCAGCAGAAUGAGUGGGGGCACCAGCGACAGUGA